UGUUAGUUUUCGCAAAUCACAUCUAAUUCGCUCAGAAAUGGUGUGCAAAGCUUGCGAGGCCAAGCAACGAGCGCUGCCAACGACCGAUCCAUUCAAGAACAAGACAUCCAAGUUGACGGGCCAGUCAAGCAAGGUCCGGGUAGCCGACAACAAGCUCUUGUCGAAAGCAAAAUACACACCGUAUCAAAAGUUUGAAAAGUGCUUGACAUGUAAGCAAACGUGCCACAUGCCGCACCACAAGUACUGCCAGACUUGCGCGUACAAGCGAGGCAUUUGCUCCAUGUGCGGAGUUGCAAUUGCAGACACGUCAAGUUACAAGCAGUCUGUUGUAUAGAACAGUGAUGAUUUCGGUUUGUUUUUGUUGCUUUCCUUGUGUCGUUGUGACGAAUGGCAGUGAUGCUCUUCAUUGUGGGAAUCUACAGCUCCGUGACAUCAACACAAAAGAG
Molecule: messenger RNA, 446 nt
Organism: Capsaspora owczarzaki ATCC 30864
Lineage: Eukaryota; Filasterea; Ministeriida; Capsasporidae
Exons: 4
Coding region: 38-334 (98 amino acids)
Biological process (GO): cytoplasmic microtubule organization
Molecular function (GO): microtubule binding
Source: RefSeq, a predicted model, not a curated record